Notodromas monacha is the source of this 944-nucleotide messenger RNA. Lineage: Eukaryota; Metazoa; Arthropoda; Ostracoda; Podocopida; Cyprididae. The record is from the annotation of a GenBank genome assembly.
UUAUUUUCUCAAAAAAGUCAGGGUGCUGAGAAACUUUCCCGCACAAGCAUCAUUCCUAUACACCCACAUCCAGAUCCAAAAAAAAUUGGGGAAAGUUGCACAGAACUGGAAAGAUGUUGUGGAUUCUUUUAUUCAGUGUUUUCUUGGGGUUGAGCUGUGGACAGCAGAAAGUUUUUGAGCUAGCAGGAGACAAUCCUGAAAGUGAAGAUGGAGUCCUUUUGAAGAUGGAGGGACAAAAACCUUCUCAUCAUCAUCCCAAAGCUAGAGGAGUAGUUCUCCAGGCAAAGUUUUCUGCACAAACACCUUUGAUCAUAGCUCCAUAUCCAUUACAUGACAAUCCUCAUUACUUGUCCUUGGAUGCAAGCUUUUCCAACAAGGCCCCCAGCAUGCGACAAGACUUGUCAGCCAUUGGAAUUGAGCCAGCACUUGCUCAGGCUGAACUAGAAGCAGCUCAAUUCCCUGACCCCUUUGCAAAUGCUCUUCAAACUCCACCCCCUCCAGGAUCUGUUGCUUUGGAUCCUCAAAAGGGCUUUAGGUUGACAGGAACUGAUGAUUUUACAAGGAUGAAACCUUUACAACUUCCUGGACAGAGUCCUGGGGAUCCCUCAAUCUUUGUCCCAGAGUCUGAGCAGCAAAUGAUGGUACCUCCACCACCAGAACCAGUGAUGGACUCUCCAGCACCUGCCCCAAGGGAGUACCUUGGGGGAUAUGAGAUCCCAAUGGAUCAACAUGGAAUGCCAGUUCUGAAUCUUCCUUGUGACCAAUACCUCAUGGCAUUAACACGUGUAACUGUCGUGCAGCUGACGCUUCGAGAGCCUUAUCGAUUCGCACUUAUGACGCAAGAGGUGUUGGCACUGCUUAUAAAGAUUUCGUACGUUAUCGGCUGCUGGAAAGUGCUCAUUCGCAAGUUGACCUGUGUUCGGGAAGAGUUCAUCUGUGAUUAA